Molecule: messenger RNA, 1146 nt
Organism: Sarcophilus harrisii (Tasmanian devil)
Lineage: Eukaryota; Metazoa; Chordata; Mammalia; Dasyuromorphia; Dasyuridae
Product: chymotrypsinogen A-like
Exons: 6
Coding region: 266-934 (222 amino acids)
Biological process (GO): proteolysis
Molecular function (GO): serine-type endopeptidase activity
Source: RefSeq, a predicted model, not a curated record
UCAUGAUUGCCAAUGGUCAAAAUGCUGUUCCUGGUUCUUGGCCCUGGCAAGUCUCUCUGCAGGCAAGGAGGAAAUGCCAGUCCCAGAUGGUGUCCAGCUUGGCAGGAGACCCAGCCAGUCUUGUCUGGGAUCCCUCUUCAUCCCAGUCUCCCAGUCCUGCACCCCGACUACGUUCUCUGGGCCAAGGCUUGGUGGACCUCUUGUCUGCCUCUGAGACUGUCCCUCGGUGCCCAGGGGAGGCUCCUGAGCUCUCCAAGUUUUCAGAAUGCACAUGAUUCCUGUCUGUUCCCUUCCUUUCCAGAGAAAUAGUGCCCACUUCUACGGGGGCUCCCUCAUCAGUAACAAAUGGGUGCUCACAGCUGCUCAUUGCGAUGUCAUGAGAACAGACAAGGUGAUUGCUGGAAUGCAUGACAUGAACUCUUAUAGAGAAAAGGUCCAAGUUCUGAGGAUUGCCAAGAUCUUCAGGAACAAAAAUUAUGACCCAGACACUCUUAUCAAUGCCAUUGCCCUGUUGAAACUGGCCACACCUGCCCACUUCCAGAAAAAUGUGUCCCCUGUCUGCCUGCCCAGUGCCAGUGAUGAUUUCCCUGAAGACACUACCUGUGUUACAACUGGCUGGGGGAGGACCAAGUACUAUGCCAGCAGACUCCCAAACAUCCUCCAACAAGCAGAGGUGCCCCUGCUGUCCAAUACUAAAUGCAAGACAUUCUGGGGGAGUUUUGUCAAGGACAACAUGAUCUGUGCUGGAGCCAAUGGCGUUUCUUCCUGCAUGGGUGACUCUGGUGGACCCCUGGUCUGCAAGAAAAAUGGUGCCUGGACCCUGGUUGGUAUUGUCUCCUGGUUAAGUUCUCACUGUACCACCCACACCCCUGCUGGGUACGUCCGAGUGACCCAGCUCAUCUCCUUUAUCGAGGAAACCCUGGCCUACAACUGAGCCAUUCCCCCCCCCCCAAGAAAGUGGGUACUUGUAACUCUGCCCAUUCCCCAAUGCCAAUAAAUGUAUCUAUACAGGAACAUUCAGCCUGUUUUCUUUGCCUUCAGAAGAGAUCUAAAUGCCCAUCGCAUGUAGAACAACCCAUCCUUAAAGAGCCUGGCAUGGUCCCAGGAGCCCAGAACUUUGGCAGGAGUUUCUCGGGAUACUGGCUU